CGCUCUGGAUAAGAGCGUCUGCUAAAUUACUAAAAUGUAAAAGUUAAAAUCUGACUGAGAAGAGAUUCCGUGACGAUGAGUUAGGGACCAGAUGACGCAGAGGACGUGAACGCGAUUGGUCGACAGUCUGCUGGGUGGGGCGUUAAACGUUCCUCCAUUCAUUGCCCAAUGGGAUUCCUAUCUCCUCCUUUCUCUAAUAUCUCUGGUAUGGGUAGCUGCAACCCAAUAUGGCGACCUGGGUCUGGGCGAGUGGGUGUGUCGAAAGGAUACUGGGAUGUUGCCACCCCCUUCUCAAUGAAAGAGCGAGAGGGCCGGGGGGUUGGCUGUGGAGAUUGGGACCCUCAAGGCUCAAUAGUACAUUGAAACUGGCUGGGAAACAUCCGACUGGGAGGUGGGAUCAUGGAGACAGUGGAACACGUUCUAUUUCGGUGCCAGAAAAAUGGGAGGGAAAGGGAGCGAUUGUUAUUGGAUUUGAAGAGCAAUGGGGUUGAAGAGCCAAGAUUAAGUGAACAGCUGGGUAAAUCUUCAGGGGAUGUAUUGGGUAGGAUUUAGACCUUCCCUGUCUCUGGUCCACACUACAGUCCAGUUGGUAGCUGUAAUGCGCAUGAAAAUUGGUUGCCAACCGCCAUAAAAAGAAAUCAGCAGAAGUAGUGGUUGUGGGAGUGACGCACAUUUGAGUGAUAGCCAAUUGGACCAAUCUUUGUUCUCGGAAGGCUGGCUUUCCGGAAAAUGUCAGCGGCAGCCGAGUGAGGUUCCUGUGCACGGUUUAGAGCGAUAACCUAGCAAAUUCAUACUAUCCAGUUGCACCAGUAGGUCUCUCUCUGCAGAGCUGCGGGUGUACCGGGACGCUGCCGUGAGUAUGGCGGACAGGGAGGAGAGGCGCUUCGCUGAAGUCCCCAGAGAGUCUGUCAAACUCAUGGCCGAGAGUGCAGGAGUGGAACUCAGCGACGAUGUGGCUGCUUUGUUGGCUGAAGAUGUCUGCUACCGGCUUAGGGAAGCCACACAGAGCAGCUCUCAGUUCAUGAGACAUGCCAAGAGGAGGAAGCUGACAGUAGAGGACUUCAACAGAGCACUGCGCUGGAGCAAUGUGGAGGCCAUAGCUGGCUACGGUGCGCAAGAUGCCCUACCUUUCCGACCGAUCAAGGAGGGCGACCUAUUCUUCGUGGAGGACCGUGAUAUCAACCUGGUUGAACUUGCCCUUGCCACCAACAUACCCAAGGGCUGUGCAGAGACCAUGGUGCGAGUGAAUGUGUCUUAUCUGGAUGGGAAAGGCAACCUGGAGCCUCAAGGUACAGUUCCCAGUGCUGUACAAACUCUCUCUGAGGAUCUGCUCAAGUACUACCAACAGAUCACCCGGGCCAUACUAGGAGAGGACCCACACCUUAUGAAGGUGGCUUUGCUGGAUCUCCAGUCCAACUCCAAGAUUGCUGCCCUCCUGCCAUAUUUUGUAUAUGUCAUCAGUGGGGUGAAGUCUGUGAGCCACGACCUGGAGCAGCUGAACCGUCUGCUGCACAUGGUGAAGAGUCUUGUGCAGAAUCCCUACCUGUACCUUGGCUCCUAUGUGCGCAGCCUGGUGUCCAGCGUCAUGUACUGCAUCCUGGAGCCGCUGGCCGCCUCCAUCAACCCCCUCAAUGACCACUGGACCUUAAGGGACUACGCAGCGCUGCUGCUCAGCCACAUCUUCUGGACCCAUGGAGACCUGGUCAGUGGUCUGUACCACCAGAUUCUGCUGUCUCUGCAGAAGGUUCUGUCAGACCCGGUCCGCCCGCUGUGUUCUCACUAUGGAGCUGUAGUGGGGCUACACGCACUCGGAUGGAAGGCUGUUGAGCGAGUGUUAUAUCCUCACCUGCCAGCUUACUGGGCUAACCUGCAAGCUGUCCUGGAUGAUUACUCAGUCUCCAAUGCCCAGGUGAAAGCAGAUGGACACAAGGUCUACGGAGCCAUCCUGGUGGCGGUGGAGCGCCUGCUGAAGAUGAAAGCUCUGUCUCUGUCCCAGCCAAGGGAGGGGAGCGGCAGCACCCAGCCGGGCUCUGGUGGCGUGAUGGGUUUCAGGGUGAGUUCCCCCGGGCUCAGCCCCCCUCCAGAGCCCCUCUCCGAGGCCGCCCUGGGCAUCGCCAGCCACCUGCAGGGACCUGGGGGGGCCGGCACCCCCUGGGAUGACUGGACCCCCGUCCCCUUGCCCGCCAUGUACUGUGAGCUCUACUCCUUCUUCGGCGACAGCCUGGCGGUGCGCUUCAGCACGGGCCCCAGCUUGGGAGGUUUCCCCCCUUCAGCCCCCUCCCAGCCCCCUGAUACGAGGAAGGAGCCCCCUGGUCCCGCUGCCAACCCAGACACCACGCGCAAGAUGCCCCAGCUCACUGCUAACCUCAACAUCAGCCCCCGGCAAGACGGGAGCCCUCGCACCGAGCCCGCCCCACCCAGUCUAGCUGCCACUGCUCCAGGAAGGUCCCUGGCGCGCUCUUCCUCCUCAUCCUCCAUCCAGCGCAGAAACUCCUCCUCCCGGCCGGGACAGCGCUCAGCGGGUCCAUCCCGCGACGUGUUCACCAAGGCCCGUUUCCCCCCUCCUCAUCCCGGACCCCCCACCUUCUCCUUCCUCAUCGGGGGGCGUCAGAUGGGCCGGCGCUGCCAGGGGCGCCGCUUCCAGACCAGCUUCAGCCCUCCCCCACCCCUGUCCACCGUACCGCCCCGUGCCUACGCCCACAAGCUGCCCGUCAUCGGGAGGGUGGGCAAGCCAGUGCGCCGCUGGACCUGCUCCCACUACUCCCUGCACCUGCCCCUCUGAGAGAAAAGAGAGACUAUGGUUGAGGGUCAAGGGUCAAGGCCUUAGAACAUGCUGAGGCUACCUCACUGCUCAGUAGUGCAGGUGGAGUUCCCUAUAUCCUCCCUCCCUAUACAGCCUGUGACAUAAGAGGUAGACUAUGCCUAGAGGAUAAGCACAUUAGGCGGGAGGGACCCUACUGGAGCCACAUAAGAGAGACUGACUCACAUACACCACUCCAAGCCCUAAUGCUGCUUUCAAAACAACUGGGAACUUGGAAAUCUCCCACUUCAGUGCGUCCAAGACAGCUGGGAACUCCAUUUUUUUUGUCCAAGACAACUGGGAACUCAAUUUUUUUGUUGUUGAUCCGACUGUGAAAACUCGUUUUUAAUGGUCAUCAACUCGGAAUUCCAAUUCAGAAACUCGGGCAUCGUUCUAGAGCUCAGAUUUUCCAACCUGAAAAUCACUGACGUCAUGAUUUGACCUUGUUUUUUCCUGAGUUCCCAGUUGUCUUGAAAGCACCAUAAGGACACAGGAUAGAAUACUAGUUUGACAACUUCAGACUGUCUGGGGUGUGUUGAAUAGUGGAAUCCAUGGACAUGGAAGGAGCAUUCACACGAGCUGAGAUCUUGACACCAUGUGAGAUAACAUCUUAAAACAUGGACAAUGUAUUUUCUACUAUGUACCUGAGAGUAAUUUUGCCAUCCUGUACAUGUAUAUAGACGAUAGCCAAUAUCCUAAAAUAAAUAUUCUUACAAUAUUA
Messenger RNA from Coregonus clupeaformis (lake whitefish), 3521 nucleotides. It is a transcript of the gene taf6l, whose product is annotated as TAF6-like RNA polymerase II, p300/CBP-associated factor (PCAF)-associated factor. The transcript is spliced from 12 exons. Gene Ontology annotation, cellular component: transcription factor TFIID complex; SAGA complex; SLIK (SAGA-like) complex. NCBI's taxonomy places the organism in Eukaryota, Metazoa, Chordata, Actinopteri, Salmoniformes, Salmonidae. The record is from RefSeq and is a predicted model, not a curated record. Gene Ontology annotation, molecular function: protein heterodimerization activity; RNA polymerase II general transcription initiation factor activity; transcription coactivator activity. Bases 860 to 2782 code for a protein of 640 amino acids. Gene Ontology annotation, biological process: RNA polymerase II preinitiation complex assembly; transcription initiation at RNA polymerase II promoter.